AGCAUCGAUAUUUCCAUCGAUGUUUCUCCACCUCUAAACUGAACUAUUCAGAAAAUGAAAACAACUGAAAUAAAAUUAAGUAAAUUAAAUCAAAAGAACAGUGCCACGAGAUCCGAAAAAGCAACAAAAUAACGUUCGAGUCAAAGACAAUUCGAUCCGGUCGACAGGGCAAGACACAUGCUGGAAGGAUAAACCCCCGCCAUUUGCAGUCAAAGUCGGUAGCUGCGGUUGCUGCGCCGCCACUCCAGUUCUUAGCCCGCCAAAGGAGCGCCAGGCUGCAGAGCAUAGCGAUUAAAUGGAACAACCGACCAACAGUGGGUUAAGAAUUGUGCGAAAAGCAAAAUAAGGAGCGGAAAAAAACUCGCACACACGUACGCUGCCUAUGUGUGAGUGUGCUUCAGCAGUGCGUGUGUGUGUGCGAGCGGCGUGCUGCAUGGGUGUGUGUGUAUAAUCAUGUGAAAAAUCGAUUGGCAGCGCAGCAGCAGCGCGGCGGCGGCGCCAAUUGUCACUUACUCGAAAGAAGAAGCACGCUUUUUAAAAAACGCACGAAAUUGGCAACCAAAAAGGCAGCCAAAAGAAGGAAAAGAACCCAUAUCAUAAAGAGAAAAUACGAAAAUGAUCGAGGACCGCAAUAACAGUUAGCGAUCGUAUCGGCGCAGAACGUGAGCGAGAGAGUGAGCGGGAGGGAGAUAAUAACGGCGGCGCCAGCACAAGCACACACAUAUUCUUUAUAUAACUUGUGGGCAUAUUCGAAACAAAACAAACACAAAGAGGAAACGCCAAGGAGCAGCAAAAGAGCGGGAGAGUGCGAGGGAGAGAGCAAGAGCGCGGCCCCUAGAUGUUAUCGAAGGUAUCGGAAGGACUGCGCUCAUCCUUUCGAUAACAACACAUAGAAACUACAAGUACAACUACUCCUGAAGCCCCCGAUAGACGACAAUUUCGAUUGUUGUUGCCCCCGGCUUUUGACCAAGAAUGGAACCAGAUCCCAAUGGGAUAAAAAUAGAGCCCUCACUUGAUCAGCAGCAGUACGCCACCCAUGUGCUGGCCAUCAAUGGCUCCAAUGCCCGCCUCCUCAUCGAGCAUCCCUCAGCUUUGUUGGUACCCCUCUCCUCGCAUCACCAGUUGCAGUUGCAACAGCAACAGCAGCAGCAGCAGCAACACGUGCAGCAGCAACACCAGCAGCAGCAGCAUCAACAGCAGCAGCAGCAACAACAGCAGUUCCAGCAGCAGCAGCAGCAGCAUCUUCACCAGCAGCAACAGGAUCAACUGCAGUUCCAGCAGCAGCAUCUUCAGCUUUAUGCCCACACCCCACUGAAGCAGCAACAGUUGCAGCAGCAGCAGUCGCAGCAGCAGCAGCAACAGCCACCCACUCCCCUGGGUCCGACGAGCAGUGCCAGCUCCGCCUCCAUAACAGGUGCCUCCACCACUGGCCACCAGCAGAGGUGGAACGAGAGUCCCGAGGCACGCCAGCGCCGUCUGGCCAGAAAUGCUGAAAGGAUGCGGGAGCGACGGCAGCGCGAGAGCGAGGACGAGUAUCGCAAGCGGCUUCUUCGGAAUGCAGAGGCCAAUCGUCAGAGGCGGCAGAAUGAGUCGGACAUAGAGAGGGCCAUGCGGCUGGUGAGGAAUGCGGCCAGACAGCGGCUCCGCCGGGCCAUGGAGUCGCCGGACCAGAGGGCCAAGCGUCUGGCCAAACUGGCCGAAAGGAUGCGCAUGUAUCGGGCCAGCGAGACGAACGAUCAGCGAAAGCUCCGGCUGGCGGAGAUGGCGGCCAGGGCGCGCCAGAGGAUCGCCAAUGAGUCACCGGAGGAGCGGAAGGAAAGACUGAGAAAGCUGAACGACUAUGCCAAAAAGGUCAGAGAAAAGAAGAAGAUACUGAAGCAUGUUGUGGUGCACGGUGGUUCGUCGUCGGUGGUCGUCUCAACGCCGACAUCCUCCUCGUCGUCAACGGACCAGCAGCACCACCACCAGCAACAGCAGCAGCAGCAACAGCAGCAACAACAGCAGCAGCAGCAACAACAGCAGCAGCAGGUGCUGGCUGUUGCAGCAGCAGCCGCAGCAGCGGCGGCAGCCAAUUGUACUAACGAACACACUAUCAAUCUAAACCAGGCGGCCACCACAGCGACGACGACGGCGACGACAACGGACGAGGCAGGCACCCCCCAGCCCACGGAUCAGGAUCAGCAGCAUCUGGUGACAGCAGCCGCCUAUCAGCAGCACCAGGCCCUGGCUGGAGUGGAGUACAUGGGACAGGGUAUGUUUCUGGCGCCCGGCUCUCUGCGUCCGCCCAUGCAGCUGAAGCAGGAGCCCCAGACUCCGCAGCAGCAGCAGCAGAUCACCCAGCAGCAACUCCAGCAGCAGCAGCAUCAGCGGUACACCAUCACCGGGCAGCAGCAGCAACAGGUCACGGCGGCCCUGCUCGAGGGCACCGAGCCGGGCAGCAUCUUUGUGCAGCAGAUCUACGGCGAUGAUGGUGGCAAGGGCACCACCAAGCUGCUCCAGGCGCAUGUACCCCACUUCAGCAUCGCCGGUGGCCAACUGGAGCUGUACCCGCACAAAUAUGCCGCCAAGAAGCAGGAACUUCAGUCGGACAGCGAUGCUCCGGGAUCAGCGGGCGGCAACGAUAACAGCGGGUCUGUUAGCCUGGGCCACAACGAGACCAAGGUGAUCGUGACGACCGCCAGCGGGGAGCAGAAGCUCCUCAAGGCGACGCCCGGCCAGGCGCAGCAGCUGUACAACCAGUUCCCCUACCUGGCCCACACCUUCCCCAACACCACCAGCAGCAGCAACAGCACCACCAGUACCACCAAUGUCGGCCACGUGGGCGUCGUGACGGCGGGCACGACAACGGGAGCGGGUGGCACCACCACCACCGCCUACUAUCCGAUGUAUCACAACGGCUUCCAGAUUGGCAUCGGACCGAAUCCAGUGCCGCCGCCCUUCACGCCCGUCAACUUUGCCAACGCCAGUGGCGCGAACAGCCCGUCCGGUGGCCAGUACAACAUAUUGGCGGCGAAUCCAACGCUUACGGUCACCGGAUUGGGUGGACACCAGGAGCCGGCGGCGGCGGCAGCGACGACGACGACGCCACAGAUUGUCACCGCCACUGUCGGCAGGGGCAGGCCACGUAAGAAUCCGCUGGCCAGCGAAGAGCAGCUGAAGGUCAACAGCCUACUGGAGCAGGAGCUCAACCAGAUGCUGUCCGUGCCGCAGCUGGCCACCAGUACGCCGCGUCGCGGCAGGCCACUAUCGCAGACAUCCCAGCAGCAUCAUGAGCAGCUUCAGCUGAGUCAGAUUCAUGUACAUUCCACGGCCGAUGGCGACAGUCGAACGCCGGUGUCGACGCCGCGACGCAGCGGUGCGAACAAAUACGAGACGGAGGAGGAGAAGCGACUGCGCCUGGACAAGAUGGCCGCCCACCAGCGGGCGGUGCGUGCCAAUGAGACGCCCGAGCAGCGGGCCACGCGUCUACAGAAGCUGAGCGAGCGGGCGCGACUGAAGCGGGCGCAAAUCCGGGCCACCGAGAAUACGGACGAGCGCAAGGAGCGGCUGUCCAAGCAGGCGGAAUACGCCCGAAUGCGACGCAUGCGCAGCCAUACGCCGCGCAGUAGCAGUGCCACCAGCACCGAGUUCCGGGCCAAGACCGAGGAGGAGGAUGAGGAUGAGGACGAGGACAUCAGCGCCGAGCAGCAGUUGUAUGAAAGCGAAGCCGUUUCGGUCACGGGCACGGGCAGCGAUGGUGGCUUCGUCACGGUGGUCAAGGCUGAUGACGACGAUUCCCCCCUGGACGGAGGCGGCGGCGGCGAUGGUUCCGAUGACCACGAGCAGUUGCCGGCAUUGCAGUUGCAGCAGCACGAGUUGCAACAGAUUGCCGGCAGCCUGCAGCAGCAGCAGCAGCAGUUGGUGCAGCAUCCGCAUCACGAGGCGAUUGUGCUUAACCAGCAGCACCGCCUGGUGACCAUCAGUCAGCACCAGCAGCAGCAGCUCCAUCAGCAGCAGCAGCAGCCACAUCCCGGCUUCAGCAAACUGCAGGUGGUCAAGGAUUAUGGCAAUGCGGCCGGCGGAGGGGGAGGAGCUCCUGGCUCUGGCGGCGGCAAUGGAACCGGAGCACCCGAGAACAAUGACAUGUUGAAGAUACUCGAGCCCAUCAUUGUGAUGAAGACCAAAUGAGGAUCGCGGAGGCGUCACAGUCGCAGCACCAACCGCUAGUGGGGAUGAGUGGAUGAUGUGGUGGUAGCCAGGCCGCCAUAAACGCCAAGAAACCAAGAGAACACCAUCAGGCGUUGGACGCACAAACGAAGGAGAGAUCUGCGAUGAGUAGGGAUUGUCUAUAGUUAUCAAUAAGAGUUUUUUUUAAAUAUGUUUUUUAAUAUGUGUCGCGAGGUACUUGAAAGAUAGAUUUUGUAAAAAGUGAUCGUAAGCGGAGAUCAAGGAUCGAGUGCAAUAAGAAGGAUGCCUGGCAGCCCCUAAAGCCCCCCGAAAAAAAAAAA
Molecule: messenger RNA, 4487 nt
Organism: Drosophila suzukii
Lineage: Eukaryota; Metazoa; Arthropoda; Insecta; Diptera; Drosophilidae
Source: RefSeq, a predicted model, not a curated record